AUGGGUGAAUCAAGACAGGAACUCAUUCAAUGGCUGAACAGUCUCUUGCAGCUCAACAUGACCAAGGUCGAGCAGUGUGGUACUGGGGCUGCCCUUUGCCAGGUCUUCGACAGCAUAUACAUGGAUCUGCCAAUGUCGAAAGUCAAGUUCAAUGCGAGUGGUGAAUAUGCAUACGUGCAAAAUUUCAAGGUUUUGCAAAACACAUUCGCAAGACAUCAAAUUGACAAGCCGAUUCCUGUUGAGGCACUGAUCAAGUGUAAAAUGCAGGACAACCUGGAGUUUCUGCAAUGGACCAAGAAGUUUUGGGACUUGAACUUCCCUGAUCACGAUUACGACGCAGUGUCACGACGAAAAGGUGGUGGCCUCCCUUCUUCUGGACCAGGUGCUGCCACAACUAGAGCCCCCGUGUCAGCUGGUGCUGUCCGACGCGGCGGCGGCGGCGCCCCCGCGCCCCGAGUGGCCAAGGCUGCUGGCGUUGGUCCCGGAUCUGCCGCUCUUCAACAGGAGAAUAACACACUCAAGGAGACGGUUGCCGGUCUCGAGCGAGAACGAGACUUUUACUUUAGCAAGCUGCGCGACAUUGAGCUGCUGAUUCAGCAGGCUGUUGAGGAGGACCCCGAGCUGGAGAAACAGGAGGACGGACUAGUGAAGCAGAUCCAACUCAUUCUCUAUUCUACAGAAGAAGGCUUUGAGAUCCCCGAGGAGGGUGAGCCUCUAGACGAUCAGGAGACGUUUUAG
Ustilaginoidea virens is the source of this 738-nucleotide messenger RNA. RefSeq lists its product as uncharacterized. Bases 1 to 738 code for a protein of 245 amino acids. The transcript is spliced from 4 exons. Lineage: Eukaryota; Fungi; Ascomycota; Sordariomycetes; Hypocreales; Clavicipitaceae. Gene Ontology annotation, biological process: protein localization to microtubule plus-end; spindle assembly; regulation of microtubule polymerization or depolymerization. Gene Ontology annotation, cellular component: microtubule organizing center; cytoplasmic microtubule; spindle midzone. The record is from RefSeq and is a predicted model, not a curated record. Gene Ontology annotation, molecular function: microtubule plus-end binding.